CUUUACCUCCUUAACGACCAAGGAAUUAUCUUCUACUUAAUAGGAAACUUCCACAUAUAUGGUCCAUAGUACUUAUAUUAUUAGUUCUAUUGUUAGAAAUAAAUAGAACACAAACAAAGAAGGGAAGAUAGAAACUCAAGACCUUGAGAGAUAUGGGAGCUGAUUGGGGGCCAGUAAUUGUUGCUGUUGCUUUGUUCAUUGUGUUAUCACCAGGAUUGCUGUUCCAAUUUCCAGCAAGGUUUAGGUGUGUGGAAUUUGGUAACAUGAGUACUAGUGGAAUUUCUAUUUUGAUUCAUGCUAUUAUAUAUUUUUGUAUACUUACCAUCUUGAUUGUUGCAAUUGGUAUUCAUGUACACUUUAACUGAAUCAAAGUUUGCUUUGUUAUACUUGAGAAUUUUUCUUACCUAUUUUGUAUGGUUUAAUGGGCUAUUCAGAGGGAAAAAGAGCCAGGAGAUUAGACAUCUUAUUUAGUUAUUUGUUUGGAAUCUUGAUAGAGACAAUGGAAAACUGAAAAUAAAUUUUGUAUUAAUAAAAUGGGAAAGAUCGUUACAUUAA
Medicago truncatula (barrel medic) is the source of this 555-nucleotide messenger RNA. RefSeq lists its product as uncharacterized. The transcript has a single exon. The record is from RefSeq and is a predicted model, not a curated record. Lineage: Eukaryota; Viridiplantae; Streptophyta; Magnoliopsida; Fabales; Fabaceae. Bases 153 to 365 code for a protein of 70 amino acids.